Messenger RNA from Naegleria fowleri, 1032 nucleotides. RefSeq lists its product as uncharacterized. The coding region runs from base 1 to 1032 and encodes 343 amino acids. The record is from RefSeq and is a predicted model, not a curated record. The transcript has a single exon. Lineage: Eukaryota; Heterolobosea; Eutetramitea; Acrasida; Naegleriidae.
AUGAAGAAAUUCAUCUUUGCAGCACUCCUUGCUGUUCUUUUCUUCGCCGCUGUCUUUGUCAGCGCACAAGAAGUGGCCACCGAACAAACCAACACAGAGGCCAUGAUGACCGAAGCCGAUAAACAACAACUCUUGGAAAAAUUCUUACAAUCUGUCGCUGAAAGAAGAAACAGAGAUGAAAGAAGACCAAGAAGAAGAGAUUCCAGAAGAAGAAGAAGAAACCCAACCAAGUACUUGAAAUCCUUGUUGAGAAGAAUGAAAGAACUCGGUUUGAUCAAGUCCACUUCCAUCCGUAGAAAGCAACUCGAUCGUAGAACUGCCAUCUCCUACUUGCGAAGAUUGUCCAAGAUUGUUCGUUAUUUGCGUCGAUUGGUCAAGCAAGGAAAGAAGGAUGAAGCCAUUCAAAUUGUUUCCAAGUUGAAGACUUCAAGAAAGUUCGCUCGUGCUGUCCGAAUUGUUCGUACCUUAUUGAGAAAGUUGCAACGAAGAGCUGCUAAGAGAAGAGCUUUGAGAAGAUUUCAUGCUAGAAGAUUCGCAAGAAGAUUCCCACAAAGAAGAGGACGAAGAGCAAGACGUUUCCCACAAAGAAGAUUCCCACGAAGACGUUUUCCACGAAGAAGAUUCCCACAAAGAAAAUUUAGAAGAUUCUUCCCAAGAAGAAGAGUUUCUUCCAAGCCACUCUUUGGUGUGACCAAGAGAGAAAUUUCUAAGGAAAUCCUCAGACAACAAUUGAAGAGAAAGUUGAAGAAACUCUUGAAGCAGAUUUUCCUUAGAGAAUUUGUGAAAAAGGGAUUGGCUCAAAAGAAGCAACAAAAGAAGAAGACUUUGAAGAGUCAAUUGAAGAAGCAAUUGAAGAACAAGAAGCCAGUUGUUGCUCAAAAGCCUGUUGCUACUACUCCAAAAGUUGAAAACAAGCCAGCAGUUGUUGUUGAUCAAAAACCAGCAGUUGUUGCUCAAAAGCCAUCUCCAAUCAAUGCUGACAAUUUGGAAUCUUUCAUUAAGCAAAUUUUGAAGGAAUAUUCUCAACAAUAA